Messenger RNA from Eutrema salsugineum, 2310 nucleotides. Its product is annotated as F-box/LRR-repeat protein At2g43260. The transcript is spliced from 5 exons. The record is from RefSeq and is a predicted model, not a curated record. Bases 1 to 2310 code for a protein of 769 amino acids. NCBI's taxonomy places the organism in Eukaryota, Viridiplantae, Streptophyta, Magnoliopsida, Brassicales, Brassicaceae. Gene Ontology annotation, molecular function: protein binding.
AUGGGAAGGUCACCAUGUUGCGAUCAAGACAAAGGCGUGAAGAAAGGACCGUGGAUGCCCGAAGAAGAUGAUAAGCUCACGGCUUAUAUAAAUAAGAACGGUAAUGGAAAUUGGCGGUCGCUUCCUAAGCUCGCUGGACUUAACCGCUGCGGCAAGAGCUGUCGGCUCCGGUGGAUGAAUUAUCUCCGUCCUGAUAUCCGGCGAGGCCAGUUCUCCGAUGAAGAAGAGAGUACUAUCGUUAGACUACAUGCCCUUCUUGGCAACAAAUGGUCCAAGAUUGCGAGUCAUCUUCCAGGAAGAACUGAUAACGAAAUAAAAAACUAUUGGAACACUCAUAUGAGGAAGAAGUUGUUGCAAAUGGGGAUUGAUCCAACCACGCACGAGCCAAGAACCAACGAUCUCAAUCCUAUCCUCGACGUUACUCAAAUGCUCGAGGCAGCAAUUAGCAAUGGCCAGUUUGGUAACAGUAACCUCUUCAACAACAACACUGCUUUGGAAGAUCUUCUCAAACUCCAAUUGAUCCAUAAAAUGCUUCAAAUCAUAACCCCCAAAGCCAUUCCAAAUAUCAGUAACUCUAAUACCAAUCCAUUGAAUCCUAAACCAGAACCGGUAGCCAGUAGCUUCAAUACCAAUUUAGUGAAUCUUAAACCAGAACCGGUAGUCAGUAGCUUCAAUACCAAUUUAGUGAAUCCUAAACCGGACCCGGUGGCUGGACAAUUGAAUGCUAUUGAUCCGCACGUUUUCAUAAACCAAAGUACAAAUGAGGAUUUCAUGCCAUCGUUUGAAGAUAAUUGGGAUGGUUUUAAAGAUAACCAGCUUCCUGGUUUGGUUACGGUUUCUCAGGAGGAUAUGAAAUCAUCAAAACAUGGUUAUCAUAGUGAUCAAAUUCCAACUUCUGGUUCGGUAUCGGUUACUCCUGAGACAUCCGAUUUGAACCAUCCCGGUACGACUCAACACUCCUCCGGUUCAGAUGUCCUAGGGGACUGGGAGAAGUUCCUUGAUGAUGAAACAAGUGAUUCUUGCUGGAAAAGUUUCUUAGACUUAACGUCGCCCACAUCGUCACCCGGCCCGUGUAGUGUAAAGAAACACAUUAUAGAGACAUAUAAUAUUUAUAAAAGAAAGAAAAUGAGGGAAGAAGAGAAAAACCCUAACUCGAUCUACAUAGUUGAUGAUCUACUGCAAGAAAUUUUCCUUCGACUGCCUUUGAAGUCCAUCCUCAAAUCCAAAACCCUCUCAAAACGAUGGAGAUCAAUUCUGGAAUCGAAGAAGUUCGUGGACAGACGUAUGAGUCUUCAAAAGAGCCAGAAAAUCCUGGCUGCUUACAACUGCGACUGUGGCGGCCCGCCAAGGCUCCUCCCCGAGUCGCAGCUCAAUGGAGACGAAGAGAUAGUCUAUCUACACUGCGACACCAAAAGACCCUCGAUGACUUGCGACGGUUUGGUCUGCAUCCCCGAACAAGAUUGGAUCAACGUUUUGAACCCUUGGACAAGACAACUCAGGCGAUUCGGUUAUGGAAUCCAACCAUGGUCGUGCGCUUUCCCUCUGGAAAAUCGGACAAUGGGAUUCGGUAGGGACAAAGUUACAGGGAGCUAUAAAGUAGUGAAGAUGGAAAUAGGGCUACGUGGACAUCCUGUGGUGGAGUGUAGUGUUCUUGAUGUUGAAACUGGUGAAUGGUGGUUGUUGAGUACUCCACCUCCUUACAAGGUCAAUGCGGGAAGAAAAUCAGUGAGUGUGAAUGGAUCGAUCUACUGGCUACAAAACUUUGGGACUGGUUACAAAAUACUAGCCUUGGAUCUUCACAAAGAAGAGUUCCAUUAUGUCACGGUUCCGGAGACGAGUGUCACGCAAGAAACCGAGAUAUCGAAUCUUGAGAACCGCCUGACCGUAGCCAUUACUUAUACUAGCCCACAAUGGAAACUAGAGAUAUGGAGUAUGGAUAUAGUAGAAGAAGAAAGAUGGAGCAAGACUUACUCCAUACAUUUAGCCGGUAAAGGUGUUCCUAGGGAAAAUCAGAGAAGGUGGUUCACGCCGGUUAUGGUUUCUAAGCAAGAGGGUCUUGUUUUCUUUGACAAUCACAAGAGGCUUUUCAAGCAUUACCCAAGGACAGAUAAGAUUCGUUGUCUCUCCUCGGACACUUGUGUUAUAUCUCCUUUCUUGGAAAAUUUGGCUCCACUUCGUUUGUCAUCAACCCUUUUGUUUCCUCAUCCGCGCACAACAUCCAAAUGCCGCUUGCUUUCUAAAGGUAAUGAAUUUAAGAUCAUAGAUCUUCUCUUAACCACUCUAGUAGUAGUUGGUUCUAUUUGGUUUUAA